Molecule: messenger RNA, 2733 nt
Organism: Helianthus annuus (common sunflower)
Lineage: Eukaryota; Viridiplantae; Streptophyta; Magnoliopsida; Asterales; Asteraceae
Product: tetratricopeptide repeat protein 27 homolog
Exons: 1
Coding region: 61-2589 (842 amino acids)
Molecular function (GO): protein binding
Source: RefSeq, a predicted model, not a curated record
UUAAACCCCUCUACGAAUCCUAAAACCCAAAACCCUAACCCUAACUCAAGCUUCUCUUCAAUGGCAAUCCUGCAAACCCUCCGCACCUACGAGCUUCGUCUUCUCCACUGCACACUUUCACCCAAUCAAGCCCCACCUCUUUCCACUCCCCUUCAAACCUCAAUCCAAACCCUCCUCCAAUCAAUCGAAUCAGGCCAAUACACCAAAACCCUAACCCCCAAUUCCGCCCCUUUCCUCUUCAAUCUCAACAACCCAUCUCCCCCAUAUUCCAAUUCAAUCACCAAUCACAUCAAUUCGUUCUUAAUUACACAAACCACCGAUUCAACAAGCCCUGAAGAAAGAGCAUUUCUUGUAUUUCUUGUUGCAGUUUCAGCCUUUUUAGCUUUCAUACAGUCGAAUGUCACAGGGCCACCCGAAACAUUGCCGGGUUUGUUUUCGGGUAUGGCUAAAGAGGAUGUGGAAGUUUGGGCAAGAAAUGAGGUUAUGGCAAGCGGGUCUGAUUUGUUGGGGAAGUUUGUUAAUUUGGAAUAUAUUGUUUUUGCUAAAUUGUUGUUGUUGAGUGUUAGAGAUUAUUUGCAACAAAAUAUUAAUGUCGGUUUUGCAACGAGUUCAUUGUGGUUGGCUAGGGUGUUAUUGGUUCAGCAGAAGCUUCUUGAUGGGCAUUCGUCGGUUAUAUAUGAGAAGUUGAAAGAGGUGUCUGCUGAAAGUUUGGGUCAUUUCGGUGAUUUGAAGAAAGUGGCGACGUAUUGGGUGGGGGCGGAAGAAACGGUUUUGAGUGAUAUUGUGUCUAUGGUGCAUUUGGAAUUGGGGAUUAUUGAGUUUAGAUAUGGGCGUGUUGAUUCAUCGAAGGUGCAUUUUGAAACAGCGGAGAAGGCGUCUGGGCUUUCGCUUUCGGUUAGUGGUGCGAUGGGUUUUCGAACUGUGCAUCAAGUGGAUCCGAAAGCGCAGCUUCGUCUUUUCGCGGAUAGUUCGGGUUCUAAAACCGGUCUAUCUGAUGUCAACGGUUUUGUGGCGGAUAAAGAUCGUCAGGUUAACGAAGCGUCUGAUGUGUUGUUGACUCCUAGGUUUUUAGAGCAUAACAAUGAAGGUUCCGGUAGUUUGAAUCCGGUUCAACAAGCCUUGAUUUUGGCGCAGUGUUUAUUAAUCGAAAAGAACACUCCGCAUGAUGAAAUGCAGAGGUGGGAUAUGGCUCCGUAUAUAGAGGCUAUCGAUUCUCAGCCUUCGUCUUUGUAUAUUAUUAGAUGUUUCUGUGACUUGUUGCGUAUAAGAUGGGAGAAAACGCGUGGCAGAACCAAAGAACGCGCUCUUUUGAUGAUGGAGAAAUUGGUUCAAGGAGUUUACGAGUCUGUACCUAACAUUGCAGAGAGAAUACGUUAUUGUUUUUGUGUCGAUUUACCUGCUAUUCCGUCUCUUCGCAAGGAAUAUGCAGAUCUUUUGGUUAGUUGUGGGCUAAUCGGUGAGGCUGUGAAAAUAUACGAGAAUCUCGAACUAUGGGAUAAUGUUAUCUUUUGUUACCGUUUAUUAGAAAAGAAAGCUGCUUCUGUAGAGCUGAUUAACACGCGUCUUUUGGAACGACCAAAUGACCCAAGAUUGUGGUGUUCGUUGGGUGAUGUUACGAACAACGAUUCAUGUUACGAGAAAGCGUUGCAAGUUUCUGAAAACAAGUCCGUAAGGGCAAAACGGUCACUUGCACGCAGUGCUUACAACAGAGGAGAAUACAAAAAAUCAAAACUUUUAUGGGAAUCUGCGAUGGCGUUAAAUUCGUUGUACCCGGAUGGGUGGUUUGCACUUGGUGCAGCGGCGUUGAAGGCUCGGGAUCUUGAAAAGGCGUUGGAUGCUUUUACACGAGCGGUUCAGAUCGAUCCUGAUAACGGGGAGGCGUGGAACAAUAUCGCUUGUUUGCAUAUGACCAAGAAAAGAAACAAAGAGGCAUUAAUUGCGUUUAAAGAAGCGUUAAAGUUCAAACGAGAGAGCUGGCAAAUGUGGGAGAAUUACAGUCAGGUUGCAGUAGAUAGUGGCAAUUUCGGGCUUGCAUUGGAAGCUACCCAGAAAGUGUUGACCUUGACCAACAAUAAACGAUACGAUGUUAAGUUAUUAGACAGUAUAAUGCUCCAGAUCGAAGGGAAAAACAAAACCGAUGAUGUAGAUUCUGUUGUAAAUGGUGAUGGUGAGUUGGUAUUAGAAAGACGUCGAGAAAUAGAGCAGUUAACCGAUUCGAUCGGUAAGAUUUUGCAGCAAAUUGCCAAAAGUGGUGGGGACGGGGAGAUUUGGGGAUUAUUCGCAAGGUGGCAUAAACUCAAAGGGGAUCUGUUAAUGUAUUCGGAAGCGUUAUUAAAGCAAGUUAGAUCAUAUCAAGGAUCUGAGUUAUGGGUAGACAAGGAACGCUUCAAGAAAUAUGCACGUGCUUCGUUAGAACUGUGUAAUGUUUUUGUUGAAAGUGGGUCACCUAAACGGGCUGAGACGCAUCUCAAGAGCACUAUUAAACAGGCUUCUUUGAGGUUUUCGGAUACUGAUGAAUUUAAGGAGCUCCAGUCUCUUUUUGAAAAGUUGCAAGCGGUUUUGCAGGCUAAUUCGGUUCCUUCUGCGUAAAAGAGGUGAUGUUAAUGGAUUUUGAGUUCAUAUUCUUGAUGUUGUCACUGAUUUACUCUAUUUAUUUGGUGGUUUGUAUGUGAUAUUAAAGAUUUUUGCUUACGAUCUUUUUGUUCCAACAUGUUUGGUCGUUGCUUGCUAAAA